This is a messenger RNA of Mycena citricolor, 2751 nucleotides long. The record is from the annotation of a GenBank genome assembly. Lineage: Eukaryota; Fungi; Basidiomycota; Agaricomycetes; Agaricales; Mycenaceae.
CUUUGGUUACAGCUAGUAGAAAUUGCAGUCCAUGAAAGUCUACUAGUGAAUCUCUUUUGUUUAUCGAGGUCACAUCCAGUCUCACGGCAGCCACACAGUGAAUGCGCCGGCUUCCGCGUCUGAUCCCACAGCUGAUGAUCAGUCCGGCUGUGAUCCGGCCUCACUCACUUGCUUUGUCGAUUGUAUUGUCUUCCUUCCCACAUCCGUCAUGGCAAGCGAGCGCAUUGUCCACCCAGGCCAAAGCGCGUUUUUUCGUUCAAAAAGCCACCUGUUUCGGGUGUAAACCCAUUGUGAUUCCGUGGAACCCGUUAUCCUCUUCCCCUCAUGCGCGCUGCAAACGCCCUCGCCGGGCCCUCGGACGCGUCGACUGAUACGGGGCACCGCCCACGUUCAGGCCCCACCUGGGGCUAUCUCGAGAUCGCCGACACGACCGACUCCGCGCCGAAAAGACGCGUCAAUCUGCGGGGAUACCUGCCGUACCUGCUGGGCUGCACGUCCGGCGACCAGCCGCUCUCGGAGGCCAUGAUGACGUGCUUGGGUGGCGACUUCGUGCCGGUGCCGCUCCCGGCGAUGCAUGGGCACCGCAGUGGCGGUGCACUGCUCUUGGAGUGGAAUGGGCGCGUUGACUCCCUGCGCGGAUUCAACGCGACCAGCUUUCUCGGCGAGGAUGGGGAGGAAGAGGGUGUGGUUUACAUCAACGACAACCCCGCCGUGGCGUGGCAGAUCAUGUCGCUGCCCCAUGGCGCGCGGAUCGUCAUCGCAAGUCCCGUUUUUCCCAUAGCCUCGUUCACGUUCUGUGUGACCCUCCCCCCUCCCAAGACCCAACUCAUCCGGAGCCACUACGAAGUCAUCAAGCAAAUCGGCCAUGGCGCCUUCAGUGCGGUGUACUACGUGAAAGACGUGCGGGAUGGGUACUGCUAUGCGCUCAAGACCCCCAGAAGGACCAUCGCGAGUAUACUGGCCGCUGCGUCCCAAGAGGUCAUGGCGCUCAUGGCCCCACCGCAUCCCAACGUGUGCAGGAUGUUUCAAUGCGACUAUGGGACCGAUAUGAAGAGUUGCGAUAUGAUCCUGGAAUACAUCCACGGGAUCCCGAUCCACCGAUUCGUCUCUGAAUGCGGCUUCGUUCCGGACGCACAAGCCAGGCACCUGGCCUUCCAGCUAUGUGUUGGUCUCCGACACAUGCACAAGGAAGGGAUAUCGCACGGAGAUAUCAAGGGCGAUGUAGGCCGCUCUGAUCAAUGUAGUUUUAUCCUGCUCAGAAGGUCCCAGAAUGUACUAGUGACACUCAAUGAAGUAGGCCAGCCCCUGAUCAAGAUCAUUGACUUCGGACUGGCCCGAGUCAAGGGAAACCUGAACUCGCUGCUGUCGCCAUCCAGGACAUGCUACACAGCUCCAGAGGCAGGCCCCCAGUUUCGCGGCCUGGAUGGCAAUGUUUCCUGUGCACAGAUCCAGCUGUGGGACAGCUGGGCUUUGGGCCACCUGGUCUUCUUCAUUCUGGCGGGAACCUACCCGUACUUCAAGCACGGAGCGUUCACGACGGGGAUCGACGAGGUCAACUGGCGCGCGUUGCGGGAAAAGCCUGGUGUCGGACCAGCAGCUGUUGCGUUCGUUCGCAGGCUGCUGUGCAUCGAUCCAAGCGAACGGCUCCAGAUCUGCAACUCGCUGGCCGAGCCGUGGUUCUCCGGCUUCCGUCCUGAAGUUCGCGUUUUCGAAGCGCUGGAUGUUCCGCCCUCACUACGGGAGAUGUGGGCUGAUUCGCAAGAGUUGUGGUCUGAAUCUGAGCACGAUACUCAUAUGGAUGGCGAGAAUCAGGGCAGCGAAGAUACGGGUGGGCAGUUGGACGAUAUGGAUGUGGGCCGUGCUCUAGAUCCGCGGGCAGCCUCAAUGGAUCAGGACGUCGACAUGGACGCCUCCCCGCGAAAGGCUGUACCCAAGUUUACAAUGGUUCUGCGGAAGCGUAAUCCGACCAGUCCACCGACUCCAGGGUCUCCAUCGAAGCAGAAGGGGAGAAAGAGGAAUUGAGGAGCUUCUGUUUGUUCGGCGUGCUACUGUUCCGUUAUAUCUCCUUGUCAUUCCCUAUCAAAACACACUCGUUUACAUCUAUUUGAUAAAUGUUGUUGGCAGUCUUGUAUUGGUUUAACACCUCCAUUAUGGAAAGGACGAAUGGUCUGCAGGACCGCUAAUACACUAAUACAGUUCGACUAAUUACUGUCCCGCAAGGAAGUAGUUCGGCUGACCACGCCUGUACGGUGCUCGUCCACACAAAAUGGGAUCACCAUCGAUCCAAGUGAUAUAUUGCCUCGGAAUCUCCAGGUUGAAAUCCACUGGAUAGCGCCCGCGGGGUCUCCCGUCGUUCAGAGCUGGCUGCGAAGCGACGGUCGACUGGGAAGCAACAGCACGGAGAGUAUGCUCGCGUUUCACUCUUUUUGCACGCCUGGUGCUGGGACCAUGCUCGUCGUCUACGCCACCCUCUUCCUUGACCCCACGUGCGUCAGUUUCGGCAGUAAUAUCCCCGCGCCGGCGCUUGGCGGCGCGUGCGUUUGGACGCGCCUCGUCAUCCUCUGUGCUCGCGAUUCAGUGCUCGGUAUCGACCAGGCGGAGCGUACGCACCUUCUUUCUUGACAGUUGGCUCCGAGUCCUCAUCGGAGGGGUGUGCGCGUCGCGCCUCUGAGCGCGCGUUGGGGGUACCGUUGGCUGAACGAGCUAACACAGAAGCCGCAGCGAAGUCGGGAGCGCUCGCGUUGAGGGAAA